GCCAAGUGGGUGUAUCAGAUUAGGCUGAUCCUUCAGGCUUUGUUGGGGCAGGGAAGCCAUUUUGGGAUCUUGCAGUUGUGUGGAUUAGAAAAUACUGUCUACUUGCUGCAAACUUCUCUCCUCUAUACAGCGCUGACUUGAAAUAAAAUACCAUGGAAUAUAGAAAAUACCAGUCGCCCUCAAAGAUAUGAUCACAGAACACUGGAAUUUGGAUUUCUAGGUUUGCGUGUGUUGAUGCUACCCAUUCAGAGCUAAUGUUUCACUUGUAGCAUGGUUUGGAAUCGAUAGAAUGGAUUAUUCCCACCUUCAUACUUAUGCUCCUCCUCAAUGUCUGCCAGAGAACACUGGCUACACCUAUGCUCUCAGCUCAAGUUAUUCUUCAGCUGCCCUUGAUUUUGAGACUUUGCAUAGGCUGGAUCCAGUAUUUGAUUCACCAAGAAUGUCUCGAAGAAGUCUACGUUUAAUGACAGGAUCAGGAAUGUAUUCUGAUGAUGUCCUCAAUGAUAGUAUUGGAAGCAAUCUAUCAUACAGCGGAAGUGUGUCUUCAAAAGAGAGAUCCAUCAACAGGUAAACUAUCAAUGUGAUGUUUGUCAAUUUAAACAGUGUUGUGUUUGUUUAUAUAUGCAUAAAAAAGUGGGGAAUAUUGCUAUAAUAAAUUGGGGGAAAAAACUGCUUUCCUUAAUAUGAGGAA
Bombina bombina (fire-bellied toad) is the source of this 691-nucleotide messenger RNA. Its product is annotated as SUN domain-containing protein 1-like. The coding region runs from base 290 to 571 and encodes 93 amino acids. Lineage: Eukaryota; Metazoa; Chordata; Amphibia; Anura; Bombinatoridae. The transcript has 3 exons. The record is from RefSeq and is a predicted model, not a curated record.